UGAAAAAAAAGAUCAUAUUGACCAUCAAAUUCCAUGCCUGCCUGAACAAUUCCAUCUCACACAUCAUUUUUUCAUAAAAAAUGAAGGGCGUUCAAAUUUUCUUGCCGUUGUUUUUUGAUAAGCGGAUAAUUCCAGGCAGGCUGCACGCUCGCAAAGGAGUCAAGCGUGCUGCGUCACGGGAUGGAAGACUGGGUUAAAAUAACAUAUAAAAAUAAUUAAGGGCAAUUGUGAGCAAGGUAGCAUGCAUAUAUUCAUAUUCUUGAACAGAGUUUCACAAGGAAGAAAGGAAAAAUGGAGAGAAUGAAGAUUUCAACAAAUGCAGAGGUGUUGAGAGAAGCUGUGAACAACAUCGCUGUGGUAGAUGCCCAUGCCCAUAAUCUUGUGCCUCUUGAUUCCAAAUUUCCUUUUAUACAAUGCUUUACAGAAGCUCAAGGCGAGGCUACAGAGGAUGUGCCACAUACCCUUUCCUUCAAGAGAAGCAUACGGGAUAUUGCAAAACUGUACAAUUGUGCCACAACGUUGGAGGCAGUUGAGAAGUGCCGCAGUUUUUUGGGCCUGGAGACCAUGUGCUCAAAAUGCUUUAGUGCCGCAAACAUUUCUGCAGUUUUGAUGGAUGAUGGAAUACACAUUGAUAAGAUGUAUAAUAUUCAUUGGCAUAAGAAUCAUCUACCAGUUGUUGGAAGGAUCUUAAGGAUAGAGACUGUUGCUGAAGAGAUUCUUAGUGGGGAUCCACCUGAUGGCACGACAUGGAUGCUAGGGGACUUUACUAAUCUCUUCCUAUCAAAACUGAAGUCCCUCUCUAAAGAUGUCGUUGGUUUUAAAAGUAUAGCUGCAUAUCGCAGUGGUCUCAAUAUUAAUCCAUUGGUAACAAGUGAGGAGGCAGAUGAUGGUCUUCACAAGGAUUUACAUGCCAGUGUGCCAAUACGAAUCAGCAACAAAAACUUUGUUGAUUACAUUUUCACACGUAGUUUGGAAGUGGCUGCCUCCUCUGAUCUUCCCAUGCAAAUACACACAGGUUUUGGAGACACGGACUUGGACUUAAGACUUGCAAAUCCUCUCCAUCUUCGGCCAUUCUUGGAAGAUGAUCGUUUUAAAAAUUGUCGUAUUGUUCUUCUUCAUGCAUCUUAUCCAUAUUCAAAGGAAGCAUCCUAUUUAGCUUCCGUUUAUCCACAGGUCUUUUUGGACUUUGGCCUAGCAAUACCAAAACUCAGUGUUCAUGGGAUGUGCUCUGCAGUUAAGGAACUUUUAGAACUGGCUCCAUUGAACAAAGUGAUGUUCAGCACAGAUGGAUAUGCAUUUCCUGAAACUUUUUACCUUGGCACCAAAUGGGCACGUGAAGUAAUUACAUCUGUUCUUCUCGAUGCUUGUGAUGGUGGGGAUCUUUCCAUUCAGGAAGCUAUUGAAGCUGCACAUAAAAUCUUAAGAGGCAAUGCAAUCAAUUUCUAUAAGUUGGAUGAAGAUACGACCCAAAUUAUGAAGUCUAAGGCGGUUAAUGUAGCAGCUGAUUCUCACACUCAAUAUCUGGAAAUGAAGGAAGGGAAACCUAAAUUAAUCCGACUCCUUUGGGUUGAUAGUUCAGGUCAACAAAGAUGCCGAGUUGUUCCAGAAAAUCGUUUUUACCAAGUAGUGAGGGAUCAUGGAGUAGGUAUAACAUGUUCAUGUAUGGCUAUGACUUCAUUUACAGAUAGCCCUGCUGAAGGUUCCCAUCUGACUGCUGUGGGUGAGAUCCGACUAAUGCCUGAUAUAUCAACACUAUGUUGUAUCCCCUGGUCCGACCAAGAGAAAAUGGUAUUGGUUGACAUGCAUUCAACACCCGGCCAACCUUGGGAUUAUUGUCCAAGGACAACCUUGAGAAGAAUUGCAACUAAAUUGGAAGAAGAAUUUGGUUUGGUUGUAAAUGCUGGUUUUGAGAGCGAGUUUUAUCUUCUCAGAAGGGAAGAUAACAACAAUUGGACUGCAAUUGAUUCCACAUCGUACUGCUCAGCUGCAGCCUUUGAUGGUGCAUCACCUGUUCUGUUAGAAGUUCUUAAAGCUCUUCAAAGCAUGCAUAUUUCUGUAGAGCAGCUGCACGCAGAGGCAGGAGAUGGUCAAUUUGAAGUAGCAUUGGGGUAUUCUUCUUGUGUAUGUGCUGCUGACAAUUUAGUCUUCCUACGAGAAGCUGUAAGGGCAGUAGCAAACAAAAAUUCUCUACGUGCAACUUUUCUUCCCAAGUACUUCCCGAUGGAUGUUGGCUCUGGUUGCCAUGUACAUUUAAGUUUAUGGAAGGAUGGCAAGAACAAGUUUAUGGCUGAAGAUGAGUCAGUGAUGCGGUAUGGUAUGUCUAAAAUUGGGGAAGAGUUUAUGGCUGGUGUCUUCCAUCAUCUUCCAUCUAUAAUGGCCUUUACAACUCCAUUGCCAAAUAGUUAUGACCGUUUGCAGCCAAACACAUGGAGUGGAGCAUAUCAUUGUUGGGGAAGGGAAAAUCGAGAAGCUCCAAUCCGAACAGCAUGUCCUCCCGGCAUUUCAAGUGGAGUUGUGAGCAACUUUGAGAUCAAAGCAUUUGAUGGUUGUGCUAAUCCAUAUUUGGGCCUGGCAGCAAUUAUAGCUGCUGGAAUGGAUGGCUUGCAAAAGCACCUUAUUUUACCAGAACCUAUUGCAUCAAACCCAGCCGAUUUGAAGGAAGGCACUGUGCACAGGUUACCCAAAUCAUUGGAUGAGGCUGUCAUAGCUCUUAAAAAGAAUGAAGUUCUGAAGAGGCUUCUUGGUGAUAAACUUGUAGGUGUCGUGAUUGCAGUUCGUGAGUUAGUCUGGCAGUGUGUUGAGCGAAGUUGGAUCGGGUUGCGGUUGAUUCCCAUGACUUGCGGAUUAUGGAGUUAUGUUUCUUGUAUCUUGUCAGAUGUUCCCGGAAGACCAUGCAUUGUUUUAUGCAUUUUGGAUGUUCUUACCGGUUGGUCUUUGGGCCAACAUGAUUAAGUUGUUAUUCUUUGCGGACAAUAUAAAUGGAAGUUUGUGAAUCAUUUGAGAAGACAGAAAGAUGGAGAUAGAAGACAGAGUUUAGAGAUCGAGCGAAGAUGUAGAUCCAGCGAGAUUCUGGUCCAAUGGACUGAAGUCGGAAGGGCUGAGGUCCGGAUUAGGGUAGAACCGACAGAUUGUUUCCGGAGGCUGAUUUGAUAUGUGGAUGAUCUGUGGAUCUUAUAUUUGUGUUGUAAGCAUUGUUUGUAUUCUCGACUGCGAUCCAG
Molecule: messenger RNA, 3218 nt
Organism: Cryptomeria japonica (Japanese cedar)
Lineage: Eukaryota; Viridiplantae; Streptophyta; Pinopsida; Cupressales; Cupressaceae
Exons: 19
Coding region: 292-2952 (886 amino acids)
Molecular function (GO): hydrolase activity; glutamine synthetase activity
Source: RefSeq, a predicted model, not a curated record